Messenger RNA from Juglans regia (Persian walnut), 781 nucleotides. Its product is annotated as calcium-transporting ATPase 8, plasma membrane-type-like. Gene Ontology annotation, molecular function: P-type calcium transporter activity; ATP hydrolysis activity; ATP binding. The transcript is spliced from 10 exons. The record is from RefSeq and is a predicted model, not a curated record. The coding region runs from base 71 to 781 and encodes 236 amino acids. Gene Ontology annotation, cellular component: membrane; intracellular membrane-bounded organelle. Lineage: Eukaryota; Viridiplantae; Streptophyta; Magnoliopsida; Fagales; Juglandaceae.
CACAGCCUUUAGUGAUUACAAACAAUCUCUUCAGUUCCAAAACCUAAAUGAGGAGAAGAGAAAUAUCCGUAUGGAGGUUAUUAGGGGUGGCAGAAGAGUUGAGAUAUCUAUAUUUGAUAUUGUUGUCGGCGAUGUCUUGCCUCUCAACAUUGGUGAUCAGGUCCCUGCUGACGGAGUAGUAAUUUCUGGUCACUCUCUCGCAGUUGAUGAAUCAAGUAUGACUGGAGAGAGCAAGAUUGUUCACAAGAAUUCUGGACAUCCAUUUCUGAUGUCUGGCUGCAAAAUUGCAGAUGGUAGUGGCACCAUGCUGGUAACUAGUGUUGGGAUCAAUACUGAGUGGGGAUUACUCAUGGCCAGUAUUUCAGAAGACACUGGUGAAGAGACGCCAUUGCAGGUACGCCUAAAUGGUGUUGCGACUUUCAUUGGUAUGAUUGGACUUUCGGUAGCUGUUUUUGUCCUGGUUGUACUUUUAGUCAGAUAUUUUACCGGCCAUACCAAAACCACAAAUGGAACGGUUCAGUUUAAAGCAGGCAAAACAAAACUUGGUGAUGCAAUAGAUGGGGCCAUUAAGAUUGUUACUGUUGCUGUCACCAUCGUAGUAGUUGCAGUGCCUGAAGGGCUUCCGUUAGCUGUUACGUUAACCCUUGCCUAUUCAAUGAGAAAAAUGAUGGCAGAUAAAGCCUUGGUGCGAAGGCUUUCUGCAUGUGAGACCAUGGGCUCUGCCACAACUAUUUGCAGUGAUAAGACGGGAACCUUAACUUUGAAUCAGGUGAAUUAUUAA